Cercospora beticola is the source of this 1374-nucleotide messenger RNA. RefSeq lists its product as uncharacterized. The record is from RefSeq and is a predicted model, not a curated record. Lineage: Eukaryota; Fungi; Ascomycota; Dothideomycetes; Mycosphaerellales; Mycosphaerellaceae.
AUGGUGGAGUUUGCCGCAUGGUGUCAAUCUGUCUGCACAGCACCAGUGAAACUUGCCGCAGGAGCGUACCAGAUCAAGGAGAUGUUCGAAAAUGCAACGGAGGUCAUUGUUGCGGCUGAUGUCGCUUCAUACUCGAAGGAAGCGUUUCCAGUCAACUUCACUAUCCACCAGCGCGACUAUGGAUAUCGACUGGGAGUCCCCAUUCCCCACGCCCAAAAAGCCGAGUUUCAUACGGGACAGUCACCCAACGAAAUGCGAGCCCUCGACUUUGCAAUCGACGUAGGCCUCGCUAUGAUGAAUAGAACUCGGGGACUCACCCUGCUCGAUACUGUUCAUGUCAUUAGUCACAGCAAGAGCUGGAAUGGCAAAGUCAUGCGCCGGGCUCUUGUAUCCGCGUCAUACGACGAUGCUUCGAGCUGCCUAACGACUCCAACAGCUACAAACACUAUAGGAGACGCGAUCCGUCGCCUUGCCGACGAAGCGCAUGAGCCGGACAUGCAAGACGACUCCACUGUCACAGAGAGUCGGGACAAACACCGUUCGGUUGUGCGUAAGACUGCACCCAAAGGAGUCAUAAUACAACAGGCGAAGGACUUCAUCGCUCAGGUGACCGAGCAGACUCCCGUUCAAGCGACCACGAACAAUGGCAAUGGGAGCAGCGCGAGCAUUGCCAGCAGUGACAUCACGAGCGAUGCCCGCGCCAGCUUCUCGAGCGUCACAGGCAAUGCAAGCACUAGCAUUACGAACGAUGGUGCCGCAAAUGAUCCAAACGACUGCGACACCACAGACCACAACCCUGUCAGAGAAGAGCAGCGCGUCCGAUGCUUGCGCGAGGGCUGUGGCAGGUGGUUCAACUCCGUGUGCUAUCUCAGGAUUCACUUGGGGGAGAUGCACAACUUUGCAACCGCGGACGGUCGAUAUCCAUGCCCCAUUAGUGCCCAUGCCAACUGUGACGAAAGCUUCGACACCACAGAGGAUGCCGUGGAGCAUCUGUAUGCACAUCCCGAAAUGCGCAUUCCGUGUCCAUAUGCAGAGUUAUUGGGCUGUCCUAACACCUUCCUCAACAUGAGAUCUACGAAGAAAUGCAGAUCAUCGCACAAGCGACUGCCAGAUGGCACCUUUUCCUGCAAGUUUCGCCUGUCUCUCGGAAGUAAGCAGACAUUCAAGACUACCGCAGACCGCUUUGGGCAUCACAGGACCCACGCAGAGCACAACAAACAUAAAUGCGUCGUGGCUGAGUGUAAGAAAUCAUGUAGGAGCGCACCAAGCUUGGCAGGCCACAUCCGCAAUGAUCAUCCUGGCAGGGUAAGCAAGAGCACUAGAAGAGCCGCCCGCAUUUCAGACUCGGAUGCAAGCAGGGCGGAUGCACGCUGA